Myotis lucifugus (little brown bat) is the source of this 1258-nucleotide messenger RNA. It is a transcript of the gene POLR1D, whose product is annotated as RNA polymerase I subunit D. The transcript is spliced from 3 exons. Bases 123 to 407 code for a protein of 94 amino acids. The record is from RefSeq and is a predicted model, not a curated record. NCBI's taxonomy places the organism in Eukaryota, Metazoa, Chordata, Mammalia, Chiroptera, Vespertilionidae.
AUUCCUUCUGCCCUCUAGGAUCACCAUGUCACCCAGUUCUCCUCGAAUGAGUGUGGAAGCAAUGGAAAGCAAUAGAAGAACUGCUUAAAGAGGCAAAACGUGGGAAAACAAGAGCAGAAACAAUGGGACCUAUGGGUUGGAUGAAGUGUCCUCUUGCUGGUACCAAUAAAAGAUUUCUCAUUAACACAAUUAAGAACACACUUCCCUCCCAGAAAGAGCAAGAUCAUGAACAAAAAGAGGGCGAAGAGGAACCUGCGAAGAGCCAGAACCAGAAAGAAGAAAGCCGAAAGAAGCACAGAGCCCACCCUUACAAGCCCAGCUUCCAAGCUCGAGGCACAGUCAGUCAUUCUCCACCGAGGAAGCGGAGCAGCCAGGACAAAUAUGAAAAGCGGUCACGCAGGCGAUGAGGCAGGGAGGGAGAACCAGCAAGACUGUCCCCAGUCACAGUGCUGUUACAUGUGGGAGACUGGGAUGUGCAGAGGUUAUUGAGGACAUGCCCUGAGCUGACAGAGCAGACACCUAAAAGCAUUUUUACAGUAGGUCCUUUGUCCUUGUGACAAGCAAAAAUGACCUAGAAACUCUUCAAGGAAAUUAGUACAAAGGAACUUGCUCUGAAUAUGUCUUGGCCAGUGUAAGCUACUUCCACAGUGUAGUAUACAUAUGUAUUGUUUCUAUUCUAUUUCAUUUAGAAAUUGAUUCCAAAAUAAAUGUAGAACAUAAAGGUUUGCAGAGAUUGUUAAAACUAGUUUCUGGGGGUUUUUUUUGGAUGUGCUGCAAUUGUAGUUAUUUCUCAAAUUUUCUCAAAAAAUGAAAUACUUGUAAAUCCUGUGUGUUACCUUUUGGAGUGACAAAUCUAAAACUUAGAAAUCAUUUUUAAGAAAAGUUAUAGCUUUCCAAGGGCUAGAAAUUUACCAAGAAACUCUUUGGUAACUCUGCAUUUGUUUUCCUUUAAGUGAACAAUGUAGGAAACUCUCAAAUGGCUUUGAAUUUAGUGCUCCAUCAAUGGGCAGUGGUUAAAGAUUGGCUCUGUUGUCCCUUGUGCACUCUCACACUCAUUCCUGAGAUAAAAGUUUUUCUAUAGUUAGUUUCUUUUGAAUAUAUAAGUUUUAAGGGUGCUUUAAAAAGAAAUCUCUCAAAAGUUAAAAUGGACAUAAUUAUUUUAAUGCUAUGUCUUAUUUAGCUAAAGACCUAUAAUAACCACUCUUAGUAUCGGUGUUUCAGAAAUCUUAAUUUUAAAUAAAAAUGUGUUUACAAUGCC